CAAGAUUCAAGAUGUAUCGUUUCUGCUUUGUCCUAACUCUCUGUGUCUAUGGCGUGCUUGGAAUGUUGGAAGGUAGAAAUCUUCGUCUAUUAUUUUGAGCUUUUUACAUUUCCUCCGCAAUAUGAGAGUCGGUAAUCGUACGAUCUUGCUUAGCUGUUCUUAAAUAAUGCUUUCCCAACACUAUCAUGUGUAUUUUUUAUUUAAGUUAAAACAUGGUUGGAGCAUUAUAAAGGGAUGGCCGGCUAUACGAAUGGCACUUACUAGGAACAGUUUAGAAUUGAUAGAGUUAUCCAGUAUAAAUAAAGUUAGUUUUGUUUAGGUUUCUUCCUGUAGUAACACUGGAUCAAUAAGAGAUGAUCCUUACUGGAUCUCUAGGAAGAACAGUUUAGAACUGAUAGAGCUAUCCAGUAUAAAUAAAGUUAGUUUAGUUUAGGUUUCCUCCUGCAGUAACACUGGAUCAAUAAGAGAUGAUCCUUACUGGACCUCUAGGAAGAACAGUUUAGAACUGAUAGAACUAUCCAGUACAGUUUAGAACUGAUAGGGAGCUAUAUAGUAUAAAUUAAGUUAGCUUAGUUCAGUACUUACGUAAGUUUGAAAGUACAAGCAUUUCUUCCAUAUAAAUGAUAUAAUUAUGAAAUUCCACAGCCUAAAUGAAAGAAUAGAGUCAUUAGAAUUUAUUCCAUAUAUAUUCUAGAAUAUUAUUGAACAGUCCCUGUUUUUCUACAACACAUCAACUCGAAAUCAAAUUGUUUAUGUUUUCGUUAAAUAUAGAUUUUGAUGAUUGGCAAUAUGAUACUGGCCGUCCAUCAACUAACAAUCAAGGCGGAGAUUGUAAGGAAAAUACCAUAUAUAUAGUCCUAGUGUACCUCUAGAGAGAGAACAGUUUAGAACUGAUAGAACCAUCCAGUAUAACUAGAGUUAGUUUAGUUUAGGUUUCCUCCUGUAGUAACACUGGAUCAUUCAGAGAUGAUCCUUACUGGACAUCAAAGGAGAACAGUUUAGAACCGAUAGAGCUAUCAAGUAUAAAUAAAAUUAGUUUAGGUUUCCUCCUGUAGUAACACUGGAUCAAUAAGAGAUGAUCCUUACUGGACCUCUAGGAAGAACAGUUUAGAACUGAUAGAGCUAUCAAGUAUAAAUAAAGUUAGUUUAGUUUAGGUUUCCUUCUGUAGUAACAAUGAAUUAAUAAAACAUGACCCUUACUGGAUCAACAGGGAGAACAGUUUCGAACUGAUAGAGCUAUUCAGUGUAAAUAACGUUAGUUUAGUUUAGUUUAGUUUAGGUUUCCUCCUGUAGUAACAAUUGGAUCAAUAAGAGAUGAUCCUUACUGGAACUCUAGGAAGAACAGUUUCGAACUGAGAUCACGUACAAUCAAGAUAUUUUCUCUGUUUUUAGCCAAAUGUAAGAAAGAUCUCCUGCUGAUUGUCGACACAUCUUAUAGUGUUGGGGAAGGCGAUUUUAACGCUAACGUCAAACCAUUUUUAAAAAAUCUCGUCACGGCUUCAAGCUUGAAUGUCGGCCCAGACGGAACACAAAUCGGGCUUAUGUUGUUCGCCAGCAAAGACAAGACAGAGGUGAAGUUGAAUAUUGGACAAAAGAAAGACGCAAGAGAGUUGGGGAAAUAUAUGACAAAUUUAAACUGGAAUACGGUUAAAGGAGACCGGACCAGAACCGAGUUGGCAUUAGAGAAAGCUCUAAAGGUGAGAAUAUAUUGAUCGAAUUGUUUAUUGUAGCUUGUUGUUGUUGUUGUUGUUGUUGUUGUUGCUGCUGUUCUUGUUGUUGCUGUUGUUGUUGUUGUUGUUGUUGCUGCUGCUGUUGUUGUUGUUGCUGUUGUUGUUGUUGUUGCUGCUGUUGCUGCUGUUGUUGUUGUUGUUGUUGUUGUUGUUGUUGUUGUUGUUGUUGUUGUUGUUGUUGUUGUUGUUGUUGUUGUUGUAGUUGUUGUUGUUGUUGCUGUUGUCGUUGUUGUCGUUGUUGCUGUUGUUGUUGUUGCUGUUGUUGUUGUUGAGCAAGGCAUUGUUGUGAUGAUGGCAACAUUUUACACAAUAUAUACCUUUCAGACGGCGAUAGAAAUAAAUUUCUAUUUGUUUUCGUUGGGUGUACGUCGCCUUCUGUCCACUUUUCAGAUUGUUUUUGCACCAACAUGGCCUCUGAUAUCUUCUUGUUUUGAAGAAUGUCUGAGAUAA
Messenger RNA from Paramuricea clavata, 2180 nucleotides. Lineage: Eukaryota; Metazoa; Cnidaria; Anthozoa; Malacalcyonacea; Plexauridae. The record is from the annotation of a GenBank genome assembly.